AUGCCGCGCGCCAUCAGAGGAGUCCUCGUCGAAUGCGAUCCCUCGAUCAAGUCCAUCAUUGUCAAUAUCGACAGCAAAAACCAUGACUUCAUAAUCGAAGACCUGGAUGACCAGCGCCUGGUCGUCAAGGAGAACAUGAUCCCGUUAUUGAAGCAGAAGCUAGAGGACCGUCUGAAGGAGACCAUCGCCCCGGCAGCAGAUGAUUCGGGAUCAGAUUGA
Molecule: messenger RNA, 219 nt
Organism: Phaeoacremonium minimum UCRPA7
Lineage: Eukaryota; Fungi; Ascomycota; Sordariomycetes; Togniniales; Togniniaceae
Product: putative rna polymerase ii transcription factor b subunit 5 protein
Exons: 2
Coding region: 1-219 (72 amino acids)
Biological process (GO): transcription by RNA polymerase II; transcription initiation at RNA polymerase II promoter; nucleotide-excision repair, preincision complex assembly
Cellular component (GO): transcription factor TFIIH holo complex; transcription factor TFIIH core complex
Source: RefSeq, a predicted model, not a curated record